AUUUAAAGAAACCUACGUUAAGCCAUAUAAAAAUUAUUUGGUGAUUACUGCAAUAGAUGGCGGAGUUAUUGCUGUAUCGUGUUUAUACAAUCGCCCAUUUCUGUUCACUUUUUCGCGUAAAACGUGGUAAGCCACAUUAAAAUGGCGUCGACAUCAGGUGCACGUGCUGAAUUAAGAGCGGUUUUAAGCGAAAAUAGCAGUUUAAAUGUCAAUUUUAUUGAUGAUAGGGAUGACAGUGUAGCAGACAAAGACUAUAAGCCCAGUGGCGAUGAUUUUCCGUCUCAAUCUAGUGAGGAUGAAUUGCAGGAACCAAUACCCAGGCUUUUUAAAGAUAAGGAGGUUAAUCCAGAGAAGAAAAAACCAACAAGAUGGAGACAACUAAAUGAGGAACACUAUGAUCGAAAUGAAAGAAAAAGUUACAGUAUACCCCAGGCAACCAAACGACGUUUUUAUAACGUAGAUAAAACGUCAUAA
Messenger RNA from Diabrotica virgifera virgifera (western corn rootworm), 474 nucleotides. RefSeq lists its product as uncharacterized. The coding region runs from base 142 to 474 and encodes 110 amino acids. The record is from RefSeq and is a predicted model, not a curated record. The transcript has 2 exons. Lineage: Eukaryota; Metazoa; Arthropoda; Insecta; Coleoptera; Chrysomelidae.